AUGUUNGAGAUUGAUUAUCUGACUCAAUCGAACUUGACGAAGUUCAGCGAAGGUAUUGAGCUCCUGCGUCAAAUUAUCGAUGAACAUGAAAAAGCAGGGAUCCAGCAAAUUGAAGAAAACGGUUCGAAGGAUAAGAAGAAAAUCGAAGAAUAUGAAAAGCACUUGCAAAAUGAGCAUCAAAAGUUUCACGUACAACAUGCGCUUUUCCAAACACUUGAUUGCACGGGUAACAAUACCAAAUUACUACAAUUGAAACGAAAAUUCUCCGAAUAUACGAGAAAAACAAUUCAAGAUUUAAGUGCCCUUCAUCCACCUAUCAUUACAGAUCUUCGUCUCGAAGGAUUCGAUCAAUUGGAAACGUUGAAGAACGGUAUACAGGAGUAUGGACGCUGCGUGGAAAUUCCUCCAUCAACAAACACGCAACUGAAGAACCAUAUUUUUUUAAACUCAAAGCGAGCCAAACUCUCCGUCCAUUAUCAAAAAUUCAUUGGACAAGAUAUGAAGUAUGUCAUCGAUGUACUACGAUGCAAUCUAACUGUAAGUACACUACGUUUCUAUGAAUGUGAAAUAGACGAAGUGGCAUUAAAAUAUAUCGCUGAAACAUUGAGAUACAACAAAACAUUAACAACACUUACUUUGAUUGCAAAUGAGAUCGAUGCUGAUAAAAUUAAAGUAUUAACAGCUGUAUUGCAAGAGAAUAAGACUCUGGCGACCUUGGAAUUGUUUGAAAAUGAUAUCGGAGAUGGUGGCAUGCAGCAUUUGGCCAAUGCAUUAAAACAAAAUACGACAUUGCUGAAACUCAGUUUACAUGACAAUGAGUUACAUGCGGAUGGAGCAAAAUACAUAGCUGAUAUGCUGCGAGAAAACAAGACAUUGACUACUUUAAAUAUAUCUGAAAACGAAAUUGGCAAUGCUGGAGCACAAUAUUUGGCCACGGUGUUACAAGAAAACAAAUCAUUGAUCACAUUGUGCCUCAAUGAUAAUGAAAUAACAACUGAAGGGAUAAAGCAUCUAAGCGAUGCACUAUCUCAUAAUAACACACUCAAGACAUUGUAUUUGGCAGGCAACACCUUGCAAGAUGGAAGUGUUAACCAUCUGGCCACUGCUUUACGAACAAAUAAAACACUUUCGACAUUGUUCUUAAUCAACAGUGGUUUUGGAGAUGAUGGAGCACAAUAUUUAUCUGAAGCAUUGCGAAACAAUCAAACACUCACCACAUUGGUACUCGUUAAUCAAAUUUCUGAUAACGGAAUGAAACAUUUGGCCGAUUCAUUACAAGAGAACAAAACACUCACGACAUUAGGUCUCGUUCCCGAUAAAGUUAAAAUUGAUGCAGCAAAGUAUUUAGCUAAUGUUUUACAACAUAACAAAACACUUACGACAUUUGUUCUCUAUGCGAUGGGAUUAGGAGAUGAAGGAACUAAAUGUAUCAGUGAUGCAUUGCGUUUGAAUAAUACACUUAGCACAUUAUGUUUAAUAAGUCAUAGGCUUGGGAACGACGGAUUAAAACAUCUUGCGGAUACAUUACGAGAAAACAAAACACUUACUGCGUUAGCUCUGUGUGGAUGUGAUAUAAGGGAUGAUGUUGCACAACAUUUCAGUGACGCAUUGAAACAAAAUCAAACGUUAUCUGCAUUGGCUUUGGUUGAGAAUCGAAUAGAUGAAGACGACGCCAAAUAUCUCGCUGAGAUUCUACAGAAUAAUCAGACACUUUCACUAUUAGCUAUUUAUAAAAAUAGGAUCAGAAAUGACGGAAUCAAAUGCAUAACUGAUGCGUUACAAAAAAACAAAACACUUACUACAUUGAGUUUAUUUGAUGUACGUAUAGAACAAGACGGAAUUAACCAUCUGAAUACUAUGCUACAACAUAACAAUACGCUGAGAAAAUUAGAUCUGAACAAUUAUAAUGUAUCACCUGACGUGAGAAAUGAUCUGCAUGCUACCAUACGAAAACGAAAAACACCGAUAACAGUAUAUUGGUCUUUAAACAAAUUCCUCAAUGACGAUUCUUCUGAUGAUGAAGAUUGUGCUGAAACAGUUACAUAUCCACCUUUUGUUCAAGAAAAUCUGAUCUGUAAUCUAGCUGAACAUUUUACAGAAAUCCUACCGGAAAUGCAGAUGCUUCCGGUUUUUACUGAGUUUCUCAACAAUCUCAAUGAUUAUCUAAUAAUGCAAAUGGUAUCGUCAACGGGGAACCAGCGAAAUCUUAUAAGUUUGCCAGAAGCGAUAUUAAAUGUAAAACUCCUCUAA
This is a messenger RNA of Adineta ricciae, 2250 nucleotides long. The record is from the annotation of a GenBank genome assembly. Lineage: Eukaryota; Metazoa; Rotifera; Eurotatoria; Adinetida; Adinetidae.